Colletotrichum paranaense is the source of this 1410-nucleotide messenger RNA. RefSeq lists its product as uncharacterized. NCBI's taxonomy places the organism in Eukaryota, Fungi, Ascomycota, Sordariomycetes, Glomerellales, Glomerellaceae. The transcript has a single exon. Bases 1 to 1410 code for a protein of 469 amino acids. The record is from RefSeq and is a predicted model, not a curated record.
AUGGCUGAACCCACUCCAUCGGAAGACGGCACGUUCAAGAAUGUCAGCGUUACAAGCAGCGAAGAGUCUUUGCAACAGUUUCAAGAUGACUUCUCGGGGUCCCGCACCAGUCGCCGCGAAAUCGUCAAGAGGCUUCACUAUACUAUCAACCUGCCACCCGUUAGCGAGAAGCGUAUGAAGAAGCUCCAAAGUACCCGCGAAGCUGCCGCCAACAACGCUGCCUUUACGCAAGCCAUCAUGGAUCUUUUCCAACUUCUGAGUGAUUGGAAAACCGGCGACAUCACUCUCGUCGUCAGGGUCGCUUCUCCUUCGGAUACAGACGAGGAUCUAUUUGACUCCUUGGAUAGCAGUCACUCUGGCAGCCCAAUUUGGGAUGUGCGUAACGACUUCCAGUAUAUCAGCUUCGACCAGACACUGAAUUUCACGUCGGGCCUUGCACAAGUUCGGGCCAUCUCCAGCGUGGAUCUUCGAGAAGACUUCAGCAACGUCAAAAGACGACUUCAUCCCGCCUGCAUCACUACUAUAUCCCAGGCACUCCCCGACGUCAAGGCUCUGACGUGGGACUGCAUCAUGCCCUCACGCCGCCUUGAGUCCUCAAGAAGAGAAAUCCGUCUCGCUCUCGCAGAGACCUUGAAGCAUGGCGCUUUCACCAGCCUCAAAGGCCUUGACAUUUAUCUCGAAGAUCCAGACCCGUUGAACGAAAGCUCCGAUCCUGGGGCAUUUUGUCAGAGUCCCGAGGAAGACGUUCUUUCAUUGGCUAUAAGCAGAAUCUUACAGCUCCCUGCAAUUGUCAAAGUGCAGUUCACGGGUCUCUGGACUAUCGCCCCGGCAGCUUUUGAGGCGGCAACAGAGUUUGGGUCCUUAUUAGAGUCGGUAAACAUUGAGGCCAGCGGAACAACCCCCGACGGGAAAUGGCUUAGCAUUGGGGAAGAAGAGGACGAUGUGGAUCAGAAUGAGCCAGACUCAGACUCGGACUCUUGUGAGGCUGCUUUUGACUCGUCGGACUCGGAUACGUCCGACUUUGUUCCGGAGCAUGAAUGGGAACGGGAAGCAGGGAACUUUCCGGCGAACUCGUGGAGGACUUCUAUCGAUACCGAGGUUUUUUUGCCGCAUAUACUACCUCUCGUCAAAACCACACUUAAGAUGUCACCACUCCGGACUCUAAAAUACGGGUUUCAAAUGCAGCCGUCGCCAUUCUUCGUCGAGUAUUAUGCACCGGGAGUCGAGAAUGUCUCGGCGAAAAGAGAGUCAAAUCGGCGCGGACAUUUCGAACGGGAAAAUGCUAGCCGGUCAAGAUGGUAUCUCACGGUUGUGCAAGGCUUUGACGCGUCCUGGACCGUGCCUCCUGAUCUGAUCAGUGCAAUCGAAGAGACUGGUGGAUGCUAUUUCUGGGAUGGACCCAGUACUUAA